CGGAGCCGCGCGUGCAUGCGCCUGGUCCCAGGCAAAGAUCAUAGCUCCAGUAUCUUUGGUCCCAGGGUUGGUGGGAGCGGAGACGUGCACGCGCCUGGUUCCCGGGCCGCGUUCGGAGAGGAGCAGCAUCGUGCACGCGCCUGGUUCCCGGGCCGCGUUCGGAGAGAAGCAGCAUCGUGCACGCGCAUGGUUCCCGGGCCGCGUUCGGCGGAGCGCUGGGUUACAUGUUGCUUGGCCGCAUUUCGUUCAGCAUUUGCUCAACGGGGCCUGCAUUCGGGAGGGAAAUGGAGGCAAAGAUACCCCCGCCGAGGGUUUACUUAGAGAUCAGAAACAGCACGCAAAAUGGGCACUUAGUAUUGGGGAACUUCACCAAGGAUCAUUCCGAAUUGCAAAUUACUCUCGGCUUGUCAUCCAUGUGUCUGCAGAGUCCUGCGCAGCGUUUGACUAUUGAUUUGCCAGCAGGGGUCAGCGUUGCUCCUUCUUCCUGCCGCAACCUCCAGUAUAUUGCAGGAGAUGGGUUGCACAUGAGGCUGCAAGUUGUCACUGAUUGUCCGAAAGAGCUGGCCCCAACUGUGGUCCGGACAUUGAAAGCCCAAGUCUGCUAUGUCUUUCAGUGCCAGAGCUGUGGGAAAACUCUACUCGAGACGCAGAUGUUCCGGAGAGUUCUACCUUUACCAAAUGGAGAUUGGAAUGACAUGGUGGAUCACUGGUGCUGCCAUUCCAACCCGUUUGCCCGGCAGUUUCAGCCAAAGUUGGACGACUGCUUCUUGGGGGAUACUUUCCUGUUGGUGAACGCGGCAAGUGUGGAUAGUGCGGCUGUGUGUGAAGAGAGGGAAAGCGGAUCAGAGAUCAGGCAGAGUGUGGGUGACACUGGAGCCCAGGUGAAGAUGCCAAAAGACAAUAAAACGGUGGUUUGCACACGUUGUAGGAAGAUGCUGGGAGAUAAGACAUCAGCAGACACAAUUAAAUUUUAUAUCACCGAGUUGUUGGUGCAGCCUCUGACGAAUAAGGCUUUGGAAAGGCAAAUAAAUAAAAGAUAUUUGUUCGUGGAGAGGGUGUUUGCUGGCCGGCUGAUGGAGUUAUCCUCCACUCAAAGCACCUUUAGAUUCUGCAUUCAGGGGCACGAUGGAAACACAUAUGCUUUGCUCUGGCUUUUGAAUUCGGACACCCUGUUGGUGAGAUCACACAACGAUCCCUGUGGUGAUUUUACUGCCGUCGUCAAUGACACUGUGAAGGUCCAGCACUGCGAAGCAGUCAAUGCUGUCAAAAUCCUGUAUCAUCCCUGCUUAAAAGGAAGAAACAAAAUAGCGCAGGAGAAGUGGGAGAAGGAUAUUGGUGUGCACUGCAUGACCUUUCCAGCAAAUACCUGCCUGGAGCUGUUAUUCAUACUGGCUUCCUCCACUGCCUCUCUCCCUCCGUCAUUACAGAGCAUGAAUACAUUCAAGGUAGCAUUUUUGAAGCUGGAUUGAUGGUAGCCUUUACUGGAUCAGAAAAGUGCUUGGAUUAGAAAUACCUCAGACUCUUCCUCUGUGAAUCAAUUUACAGGAUAACAAAGAAAAUUGGCUCCAAAAGGAACUUAAAAAAUAGUGGAAUCUGAUAUAAUAAGCCAAUGGACCAACUUAUUAAUAGAAUUGUGACCUCAGCAGUUGAAAGAAAAUAAAUAACAGAAGCUGGAGUU
This is a messenger RNA of Amblyraja radiata (thorny skate), 1678 nucleotides long. RefSeq names its product ubiquitin protein ligase E3D (gene ube3d). Gene Ontology annotation, molecular function: ubiquitin protein ligase activity; cyclin binding; ubiquitin conjugating enzyme binding. The transcript has 10 exons. The record is from RefSeq and is a predicted model, not a curated record. The coding region runs from base 225 to 1469 and encodes 414 amino acids. Gene Ontology annotation, cellular component: cytosol; nucleus; ubiquitin ligase complex. Gene Ontology annotation, biological process: protein autoubiquitination; protein polyubiquitination; proteasome-mediated ubiquitin-dependent protein catabolic process. Lineage: Eukaryota; Metazoa; Chordata; Chondrichthyes; Rajiformes; Rajidae.